UUUGACAUAGAUAUAUCUAAAGAAGAUUGUGUAACAACUUUAUAUGAUACUAAAACAUCUUUCUUGAAAUGUUAUAAUAUUCUUUAGCAUUUUACUUUUUUUCAGGUUUGGCUUGGAGCUUACAAAACACACUAAUGUACGUAAUGCUUUUAAGUGGGAAAGACAAAACUUUGUAAGCAAUGGCUUCAUAUAGCCCUAAACUGUUAGAAAAGAAAUACAAUAACUGGGUUAAAGCUCAGUUAGCUGUGUUGUUUACUAAAGAAGGAGUUGAACCUUUUGUUUGUAAUGAAAUCCAACACUUUCAAUUAAAAUGUUUACAUGAUAUAUGUUACCUAAAUGGCUUACCAAGUGGGACUUGUUGUUCAGGUUGUUAUACGGAAAAUCUUGUAAAGUGUCCUACAGCUAGAUUAUGUAAUGUUGGGCGUGGGAAAUCGUGCAGUUAUCAUCGAAAUGUCACAACACAGUACAAUUCUUCUGGCUGUCCAAACAAGAUUUGUCAUAAGUUCAAAACUGAAAUACAGAAUGCACAUAGAUACAACGGUCCGUCGUACAAAAACACAGAUGCUACCAAGUGGUGCAGUAAUUCCUGGGAAGUUGCUAAAUGCUUUAUGCCCCCAGAUGGGUAUAAAGACAAGGCAUCUGCAACAGAAACAGACUUCAAUGGGAUAAUCAGCGUUAUCCUAAAUCACAAAGACUUCCAGGGAAAAGUACAGGAAAACCUCAAUAAUAAGAUAAACAUAUUUGAAGAGGCAAGAGAAAUUGGAAGACAUGUUCGCCAUUCAUCAAAACUUGAAGUGGAAGAUCCAGAUCUUCAGAAAUAUUUCAAAAUACUACAGCAUCUACUUUCUGACCCCGUGUAUUUAGCUACUAACACGCAUGCGCAGAAUGCAAAACAGAAACUUAUACAGUUGGAAAAUGACACUCUUGUCAUUGGUAAAGAUGAUAUAAGGAAAGUACUAGAUGAUGUGGCAACAGCACUUCAAGACAAGAUGAAGGCUGGGUUAGAUGAUCAAUAUGACAAAAUUAAACAAGAAAUGAUUAGAAAAAAACAAGAAGAUCUUCUAUCUCUUGAGUCUCAAACUGCAAAGGGAAUUAUACAGAUACAAGAUAAGGCUGAAGCUGCUUUGAAAAGAUUAAAUGACGAAGGGGACAAAGAAGUUGAUAUGAUGCAAAAAGAAGGAGAUAAAAAACGAAAAGAUCUGACAGAAUUAGGAGAGACGUUACAAAAGAAACUGAAAACAGCAACUAAAGCCGAGAAAGAAGAACAAUAUAUUGAUUCUAAACAAAGUAAGUGAUAAAACAAUUUAUCUCAUGACAUCAUUUCUUUUUCAUGUGCUAUAACUAUCACGAUUAUUUUGUAGAUUAUUUUGUACGUAGCACCUGAUUAAAUAUAUCCAUUGAACCUCCAGGUUUACACCGCAUGAUUUUCUAAAAUCAUCCUUUCAUUAUUCUGAAUAGUCUGUAUCAAAUGCUCAUUGUACUCCAUCUAGCCUCGCUUUUAUUUUGCAAGUCCAAAUCAAACCCAUAUUAAAUCCAUUUUACACCGUCUAGCCUCGUUUUCAUUUUCCGAAUCCAAAUGUCCAGAUCAAGUUCAUAUUGUACUCAAAGUGACUGCAUCUGUAAUUUACCAUUUUUAUAAUGCUUAAACAGCUAAAACGUUGAUUUUAUGUGU
Messenger RNA from Ruditapes philippinarum (Manila clam), 1672 nucleotides. RefSeq lists its product as uncharacterized. Bases 180 to 1295 code for a protein of 371 amino acids. The record is from RefSeq and is a predicted model, not a curated record. The transcript is spliced from 3 exons. NCBI's taxonomy places the organism in Eukaryota, Metazoa, Mollusca, Bivalvia, Venerida, Veneridae.